CUUGGGAGUUUCACAAGGCACAAAAAUUCCAGAUCAUAUCUCUGCCUCAGCCCCUUCAGGAUAUCCUGUCAUUCAGCCAGAACGUAUAUACAGUUGAGCAUGGUCAAUCUCACCACGACCCCUGGAUUUGCCUGUCUAGAGGCAGAGCUCAUAUAUUAUCUGCUUGAAUCCAGGAAAAGGUCAGGGACGGGCUUAAAAGCAAACACUGAAAUGAGAAAGAAAUCGCUGGGAGUCAUCAGACUAAGUUAAAAUAGCUAAGCAGUUCUGACAGGUGCCUGGCACGGAAAAGGAGCAAAUAUUUCUUCAUUAUGCUACAAAGGAUACUACUUUUCUUUCUUGGAUUGAUUGUGCAAAACCUCUGCUCGCCACCUGAAGCCACAGAGCAGGCAAAAAGAUGCGACAAGAAAUCUCUUCUGACAAUUAGGACUGCGUGUAAAUCCUGCUCACUCAACUUUGGAAUCAAGUGUCCAGAAGGUUACACCAAGAUUACCAAUGGCUCCAUAGGGGUUCGAGAUUGCAGGUACACCUUUGAGGGCAGAAUGCACUUACUGUCUCUCCCUGGAUGCCGCCACAUCUGCAGGAAAGACUACCUCCAGCCCCAAUGCUGCCCCGGUCACUGGGGCCCAGACUGCAUGGAGUGCCCAGGAGGAGCGCAGUCCCCCUGCAGUGGCCGGGGCAGGUGUGCUGAAGGCAUGGAAGGAAAUGGUAGCUGUUCCUGCCAAGAAGGGUUUGGUGGAACAGCCUGUGAAUCCUGUGCAGAUGACAACUUAUUUGGACCCAGCUGUUCAGGAGUGUGCAACUGUGUACAUGGAAUAUGCAGCAGUGGAGUAGAUGGCAACGGAACAUGUGACUGCUUCUCUGCAUACACCGGGCCCCGCUGCGACCAGCCCAUCCCUGAAUGCGCAGCCUUACUCUGCCCAGAAAAUGCCAGAUGCUCACCUUCCAGCAAAGAUGAAAGGAAGCUCGAAUGCAGAUGCCUUCCCAAUUACCACAGCGAUGGCAAACACUGCGAGCCCAUCAACCCCUGUUUACAAAAUGUCUGCCAUCCUCACGCUCAUUGCACGUACCUGGGGCCCAACCAGCACCAGUGCACAUGCCAAGAAGGCUACCGCGGGGAUGGCCAGGUGUGCCUACCGGUGGACCCGUGCCAAGUCAACUUCGGAAGCUGCCCCGUAACGUCCACAGUGUGCAAGUAUGAUGGACCUGGACAGGCCCACUGUGAGUGUAAGGAACAUUACCGCGACUUCGUACCUGGAGUGGGGUGCAGCCUGGCAGAUGUGUGUGAAUCAGAUAACCGCUGCCAUAAGCAUGCAAACUGCACCACCAUCGCCCCUGGCCAGACUAAAUGCACCUGCCAGAAAGGCUAUGUGGGCGAUGGCUCAACAUGCUAUGGACAUAUCAUGGAGCGACUCCGAGAACUAAAUACCGAACCCAGAGGAAAAUGGCAAGGAAGGCUGACCUCUUUCCUCUCGCUCCUGGACAAAGUCUACGCAUGGCCGCUGAGUAACCUGGGACCAUUCACUGUGCUGUUGCCAACAGACAAGGGACCGAAAGGAUUCAAUGUCAAAGAGCUCUUGAUGGAUCCCAAGGCUGCUCAGUAUUUUGUAAAGCUCCACAUAAUAGCUGGGCAGAUGAACACUGAGCAGAUGAAUAACACAGAGACAUUCUAUACCUUGACUGGAAAGUCAGGAGAAAUCUUCAAUGGUGAUAAGGACAAUCAACUGAAGCUUAAACUCUAUGGAGGCAAAAAGAAGAUUAAAAUUAUCCAGGGGAACAUAGUAGCUUCCAACGGGCUUGUGCACUUUCUCGACAGAGCCCUGGACAACAUGGCGCCCACAUUUGAGAGCAACACUGAGCAAACCAUAAUGACAAUGCUGCAACCAAGAUAUAGCAAGUUCAGAUUUUUGCUAGAGAAGACCAAUGUGGGACAUGCUUUAGAGGAUGCUGAGGUUGGCGGACCAUACACCAUUUUUGUUCCAAGUAAUGACGCAUUGAACUCUAUGAAGGAUGGGGCUCUUGAUUACCUCCUUUCUCCUGAGGGGUCUCGGAAGCUUCUGGAACUCGUCAGAUACCACAUUGUCCCAUUUACCCAGCUCGACGUGGGCACGCUCAUUUCCACCCCUCACAUCAGGAGCAUGGCCAACCAGAUCAUAGAGUUCAACACAGCUGACAAUGGACAGAUUCUGGCAAAUAAUGUGACAAUGGAAGAAAUUGAGGUCGCUGCCAAAAAUGGCCGAAUUUACACACUGACUGGAGUUCUUAUUCCUCCCUCCAUCGUCCCAAUUCUGCCUCACCGAUGUGAUGAGACCAAGAGAGAAAUGAAACUGAGCACUUGUGGGAGCUGCUCCGUGGUGUACUGGAGCAGGUGUCCUGCUGACUCUGAGCCCACGACACUCUUCAGACACAAGUGUGUCUAUCUUGGCAAACUAAGAAAUCUGAAGAUCGGCUGUGCCAGAUACUGCAAUGCCACCGUGAAGGUACCAAAGUGCUGCAGCGGCUUCUACGGACCCGAGUGUGUCCAGUGUCCAGGAGGAUUCUUGAAUCCGUGCUCAGGAAAUGGACAGUGUGUAGAUGGCCUUGGCGGCAAUGGGACAUGCAUCUGCCAGGACGGCUUCCAGGGCUCCCAGUGUCAGUUCUGCUCGGAUCCCAAUAAAUAUGGACCACGGUGUGACAAAAAAUGUCUGUGCGUUGAUGGAACCUGUGAUAACAGGAUCGACAGUGAGGGGGCCUGCCUUGCCGGGACGUGCCGAGAUGGCUCUGCAGGGAGAUUCUGCCACAAGCAGACGGUGGCCUGUGGGCCCUACGUGCAGUUCUGUCACAUCCAUGCCACCUGUGAAUACAGCAACGGAACAGCAAGCUGCGUUUGCAAAGCCGGAUACGAAGGGGACGGAAGCCUCUGUUCAGAGACCGACCCUUGUGGAGGGUCCAGCCCUGGGGGCUGCAGCCACAAUGCAGAAUGUCUCCAAACUGGCCGAGGGACCCACACCUGCGUAUGCCAGCAGGGGUGGACAGGGAACGGGCGGGAUUGCUCGGAGAUAAACAACUGCCUGCUGCCUAGCUCUGGCGGCUGCCAUGACAACGCCACCUGUCUGUACGUGGGCCCCGGGCAGAAUGAGUGUGAAUGCAAGAAAGGAUUUCGAGGCAAUGGGAUUGACUGUGAACCAGUAACUUCAUGCUUGGAACAAACUGGGAAUUGUCACCCACUGGCAACCUGUCAGUUUACCUCUGGCCUCUGGAGCUGUGUUUGUCAAGAGGGCUAUGAAGGAGAUGGUCUUCAGUGCUACGGAAAUGCAGCCGUGGAAUUGUCAGCUCUCUCCGAGGCAGCUAUAUUUAACCAGUGGAUAACUAAUGCUUCUCUGCAACCCAUGCUAACAGCCACCGCAAACCUCACUGUCCUCGUGCCUUCCCAACAAGCGAUAGAGGACAUGGACCAAGAGGAGAAAAACUUCUGGUUGACUGAGAGCAACAUUCCAGCCCUAAUAAAGCACCACACGCUGCUUGGCUCUUACGCAGUGGCAGAUCUGCAGGCACUGUCGUCCUCUGACAUGCUGGCGACAUCUUUGCAGGGCAACUUCCUACACCUGGCAAAGGCAGAUGGGAACGUCACAAUCGAAGGAGCGUCCAUCGUCGAUGGGGACAAUGUGGCCACAAAUGGAGUGAUACACGUCAUCGACAAGGUCCUGGUUCCCCAAAGAGGUCUAACUGGCUCCUUACCAAACCUGCUGACCCGACUGGAACAGAUGCCAGACUAUUCCAUUUUCCGGGGCUACAUCAUUCAAUAUAAUCUGGCAAAUGCAAUCGAGGCUGCUGAUGCUUACACGGUGUUUGCUCCAAACAACGAGGCCAUUGAGAGCUACACGCGUGAGAAGAAGCUUGCGACUCUAGAGGAGGACAUCAUCAGGUAUCACGUGAUCUUGGAAGAAAAACUGCUGAAGAAUGACCUUCACAAUGGCAUGCACCGGGAGACCAUGCUGGGCUUCUCCUAUGUCCUCGGCUUCUUGACCCACGACAACCAGCUCUAUGUAAAUGAGGCUCCGGUAAACUACACGAACAUUGCCACUGACAAGGGAGUAAUCCAUGGUUUGGGGAAUGUUCUGGAAAUUCAGAAGAAUCGAUGUGACAAUAAUGACACUACUAUUGUGCAAGGAAAGUGUGAAAAGUGUCCUCACCGGUCCAUCUGCCCAUUGGGAACUAAACCACUGGGUGACGAGUCGAGGAAAUGUAUCUUUACCAUGUAUUUCAACGGCAAGCGAUCCCUGUUCAUCGGGUGCCGACCAAGAUGUGUGAAAACCAUCAUUACGAGAGAAUGCUGCGCCGGCUACUUUGGUCCCCAGUGCCUGCCCUGCCCGGGAGGAGCCAAGAACAUCUGCUCCGGAAGCGGCGUGUGCCUGGACGGCAUGAACGGCACAGGCACGUGUGAGUGCGGAGAGGGCUUCAGCGGGACAGCCUGCGAGACCUGCACCGAGGGCAAAUACGGCAUCCACUGCGACCAAGCAUGUCCUUGUGUCCAUGGGAGAUGCAGCCAAGGACCCUUGGGUGACGGUUCCUGUGAAUGUGACAUUGGUUGGCGAGGCGUGAAAUGUGACAUUGAGAUCACACAGGACAACUGUAAUGGAACAUGCCACACCAGUGCCAACUGCCUUCUCCACCCAGAUGGCACCGCCUCCUGCAAAUGUGCGGCAGGAUUCCAAGGGAAUGGAACAGCGUGCACAGCUAUCGAUGCUUGUAAGACCAGCAACGGAGGCUGCUCUGCCAAGGCUGACUGUAAAAGAACCACCCCAGGAAGCCGGGUGUGUGUGUGCAAGGCAGGCUACACCGGCGACGGCAUCGUGUGCCUGGAGAUCAACCCGUGUUUGGCGAACAAUGGAGGCUGCCACCAGCAUGCAGAGUGCACGCACACAGGACCCAACCAGGCCGUCUGUAACUGUUUGCCCAAAUACACCGGAGACGGGAAAUUCUGCACACUCAUCAACAUCUGCUUAACCAAAAAUGGUGGCUGUAGUGAAUUUGCUAUCUGCAAUCACACUGGGCUGGAUGAAAGGACCUGUACAUGCAAGCCAAACUACAUUGGGGAUGGAUUUACCUGCAAUGGCAACAUCUAUCAGGUGCUUCCCAGGAACCCAAGCACUUCCCAGUAUUACUUCCAGUUGCUGGAACAUUCAGUGCGAGACCUGGUGGGUCCCGGCCCCUUCACGGUGUUGGCACCUUCAUCCAGGGCCUUUGAGGAGGAUCCCCGGAUAAAAGACUGGGACAAGCAGGGCCUGAUCCCCCAGAUCCUCCGGUACCAUGUGAUUGGCUGCCACCAGCUGCUGCUGGAAAAUCUGAAAUUGACAUCAAAUGCUACUUCCCUUCAAGGAGACCCUUUGGAAUUCUCCCUCUCUCAGGGCACAGUGUAUAUAAAUAAUAAAGCUAAGAUCAUAACCAGUGAUAUCAUCAGUACCAAUGGAAUCAUUCACAUCAUAGACAAACUGCUGACUCCCCAAAACCUCCUUAUCACCCCUAAAGAUGCCUUUGGAAGGAUUCUGCAAAAUCUUACAACAGUGGCAAUAAACCACGGCUAUGUCAAGUUUAGCAAGUUAAUACAGGACUUGGGUUUGCUGAGCACCAUCACUGACCCCAUCCACACUCCGGUCACACUCUUCUGGCCCAGCGACCAAGCCCUGCAGGCCCUACCUCCCGAGCAACAGGAAUUCCUGUUCAACCAAGACAGCAAGGACAAACUGAAGGCUUAUUUGAAGUUUCACGUAAUCCGAGAUUCCAAGGUUUUGGCAGUGGAUCUCCCCAGAUCUGCUUCCUGGAAGACCCUGCAAGGCUCGGAGCUGAGUGUGAAGUGUGGAGCUGGCAGUGACAUCGGUGAACUCUUCCUGAAUGGUCAAACAUGCAGAAUUGUGCAGAGAGAGCUCUUGUUUGACCUGGGUGUGGCCUACGGCAUUGACUGUCUACUGAUUGAUCCCACCCUUGGGGGCCGCUGUGACACUUUUGCUACAUUCAAUGUCUCGGGAGAUUGCGGAAGCUGUGUAAAUACUCCCAGCUGCCCAAGGUGGAGCAAACCAAAGGGCCUGAAGCAGAAGUGUAUGUACAACCUGAACUUCAAGAGGAACCUGGAAGGCUGCCGGCAGCAGUGCGUCCUGGUCAUACAGCUACCCAAGUGCUGCAAGGGCUACUUCGGGAGAGACUGUCAGGCCUGCCCUGGGGGACCAGAUACCCCAUGUAAUAACCGGGGUAUCUGCCUUGACCAGUACUCAGCCACAGGAGCGUGCAUAUGCAACACUGGCUUCAACGGGACGGCGUGUGAGCUGUGCUGGCCAGGGAGAUUCGGGCCAGACUGCCAGCCCUGUGGCUGCUCGGACCACGGACAGUGCGAUGAGGGCAUCACGGGCUCCGGGCAGUGCCUCUGUGAGACGGGAUGGACCGGCCGCUUCUGCGACACUCAGGCAGUUUUGCCCCCAGUGUGCACACCUCCUUGUUCAGCCCACGCCACUUGUAAGGAGAACAACACCUGUGAGUGUAACCUGAACUACGAAGGGGAUGGAAUCACGUGCACAGUUGUGGAUUUCUGCAAACAGAACAAUGGGGGCUGUGCCAGUGUCGCCAAGUGCUCACAGAAGGACGUGAAGGUCUCCUGCAGCUGCCCCAAGGGCUACAUGGGGGACGGCCGCAGCUGCGCAGAGAUAGACCGCUGUGCGGACGGCCUCAACGGCGGGUGUCACGAGCACGCCACCUGCAAGAUGACUGGCCCGGGCAAGCACAAGUGUGAAUGUAAAAGCCACUACGUGGGAGACGGGCUGGACUGUGAGCCCGAGCAGCUGCCCAUCGACCGCUGUCUGCAGGACAACGGGCAGUGCCACGCAGAUGCCAACUGUGCUGACCUCCACUUCCAGGACACCACUGUGGGCGUGUUCCACCUACGCUCCCCACUCGGCCAGUACAAGCUGACCUUCGACAAAGCUAGAGAGGCCUGUGCCAACGAAGCUGCAACCGUAGCCACCUUCAACCAGCUCGCCUAUGCACAGAAGGCCAAGUACCAUCUCUGCUCAGCAGGCUGGCUCGAGAGCGGGCGUGUUGCCUACCCCACAGCCUACUCCUCCAAGAACUGUGGAUCUGGUGUUGUUGGCAUAGUGGACUAUGGGCCAAGAAACAACAAGAGUGAGCUGUGGGAUGUCUUCUGCUACCGGAUGAAAGAUGUGAACUGCACCUGCAAGGAUGGCUACGUGGGAGAUGGCUUCUCAUGCAGUGGGAAUCUGUUGCAGGUCCUGAUGUCCUUGCCUUCGCUCACAAACUUUCUGACAGACGUGCUGGCCUAUUCCAAUAGCUCAGCCAGAGGCCGGGCGUUUCUGAAACACCUGACCGACCUCUCGAUUCGAGGCACCCUCUUUGUGCCACAGAACAGCGGGCUGGGGGACAACGAGACGCUGUCUGGGCGAGACAUCGAGCACCACCUCACCAAUGUCAGCACCUUCUUUUACAACGACCUUGUCAAUGGGACCAUCCUGGGGACCCAGCUAGGAAGCCAGCUGCUCAUCACCUCCAGCCAGGACCAGCACCAGCUGGAGACCAGGUUUGUGGAUGGACGGGCCAUUCUGCAGUGGGACAUCUUUGCCUCCAAUGGGGUCAUUCAUGUCAUUUCCAGGCCUUUAAAGGCACCUCCUGCCCCUGUGUCCUCAGGCCACGCUGGCUUGGGAACAGGGAUCUUCUUCGCCAUCCUCCUGGUUACGGGGGCCGUCGCCUUGGCUGCAUAUUCCUAUGUUCGACUAAACCGGAGAACAAUCGGCUUCCAGCAUUUUGAAUCGGAUGAGGACAUUGACGUCACAGAUCUUGGCAAACAGCAGCCUGAGAACAUCUCAAACCCCAUGUAUGAGAGCGCAACCUCGGCUCCCCCAGAACCUUCCUAUGACCCCUUCUCUGACCUGGAGGAGCGGCAGCUGGAGAGCAGUGACCCUCUGGGGGCGCUGUGAGAGCCACCUGAUGCACCCCCUCCCCCCAGGGCCACCCGGCCCACCAAGCCUCCUCAGAAAGGCUGUCAACUGUGAAUCCUCAGCACCGGUUGCCUUUUGGGAAUGUAAGGACCUUUAACAUUUUAAAGUCUGAAGCACUCAGAAACCAUACCUCAGUUCUGUGCUUAAUCUAGGGAACUCUAGUUUCUGUGGGGUGGGGACCCUGUUAAAUCCACCACCUCUACCCCCACCCCACCCCAGGGGGAUUUCUUCCUCCUCUGUCCCUUUCUGUUCCUCCUGCCCUUAGGGGCACUUACUAUAUUCGGCCCCACACUCUGUGACCCUGUCCCGGUCCCCUCUAGAUUGUAAGCUCCUGGAGGCCGAGCCUCCUGCUCCUUUGUAUCUCAGCACCUAACACAGCGUCUGGCAUAUGAACUGUGCUCAAUAAAUGUUUAUGGAAAGAAUAUCAAGACAAUACAACUAGUGUUUGGGAAAACAAAGAGUGUUUUGUACCAGGAGAGGUCACACUUUGAAGGUAAAAUCCAUUUAUGAGGCUAAUUAAAGCCGCAUAAGUUUUUCA
Molecule: messenger RNA, 8514 nt
Organism: Talpa occidentalis (Iberian mole)
Lineage: Eukaryota; Metazoa; Chordata; Mammalia; Eulipotyphla; Talpidae
Gene: STAB2
Product: stabilin 2
Exons: 69
Coding region: 309-7955 (2548 amino acids)
Biological process (GO): cell adhesion
Molecular function (GO): hyaluronic acid binding; calcium ion binding
Source: RefSeq, a predicted model, not a curated record